Pungitius pungitius (ninespine stickleback) is the source of this 1437-nucleotide messenger RNA. RefSeq names its product nerve growth factor receptor a (TNFR superfamily, member 16) (gene ngfra). Gene Ontology annotation, cellular component: plasma membrane; cell surface. Gene Ontology annotation, molecular function: death receptor activity; coreceptor activity; nerve growth factor binding. The coding region runs from base 370 to 1425 and encodes 351 amino acids. NCBI's taxonomy places the organism in Eukaryota, Metazoa, Chordata, Actinopteri, Perciformes, Gasterosteidae. Gene Ontology annotation, biological process: Rho protein signal transduction. The transcript is spliced from 6 exons. The record is from RefSeq and is a predicted model, not a curated record.
AUAGUCUUACUGCAGGAGUAAAGGGGUAAUAAACUGGAGGGCAGACGUCUCUUCUCUCCUCCUCCGCAGUGCACUUGCAGCUUAGCAGCACUCCGGGCAGGACUGUCUUCUCCACCUCCUCCUCUUCCUCUUCUUAUUCUUCUUCCUCUUCUUCUUCUUCUGUGUGGGGUACUGUGGUGUGGACCGACGGCUUCCUCUGAGUCCAGUCCAGAGGUGAUGGUGCGGACGCCUGGAUAAAAGUGGGAAUACGAUGAGCACUCCUGCUGUGCGGCUCUCCUCCUCCUCCUCCUCCUCCUCCUCCUCCUCCUCAUAGCGCUGCCUUCUCUGCUCUUCUCUUCGUUUGUGCGGGACUCCAGCGGGCGACGCAGGAUGACUUCCACCUGGUCGCUGGUGAUCGUGUGCGCUUCGGUGGUGUUGGCGUCGGCGUCUAAGACGGAGCGGGCGGUGCAGGUGCCCUGCGAGACCGGCUUGUACGCUGCCGACGGAGAAUGCUGCGAGGAGUGUCCGCCCGGAGAGGGCGUGGUGAAGAAGUGCGGCGCCACGCAGACCGUCUGCGCCCAGUGUCUGGACAGUGAGACCUUCUCAGAGAACUACAGCGCGUCCGAGCAGUGCCGGCCCUGCACCGAGUGCACGGGCCUGAUGCGGAUGGAGACGCCGUGCACCGACUCCAACGACGCCGUCUGCGUCUGCGACUACAACUUCUUCUUCGACGCCAUGUCGGGCGGGUGCGAGCCGUGCACGGUGUGCCCGCUGGGCCAGGGCGUGUACGCGCACUGCGAACACGCCCACGACACGGUGUGCGAGGAGUGCGUGGACGACACCUACUCCGACCGGGAGAGCUCCCUCGACCCCUGUCUGCCCUGCACCAUCUGCGACGAGGCCAGCGAGACGGAGGUGUCGGCGUGCACGCCAACCGGGGACUCCGUCUGCCACAAUCCUCUCUCCCCAACAUAUUUCACUUCCACCUCCGACAUGGACCCGUCUCCACCCUCCUUCACCAAUUACUUCCCCCCGGAUGGCUCAGACAGCCCGUUGCCAGGAGAGACGACCACUUCCAGCGCUGGCUCCCCGCGCUUCCUCGGCCACGGGCUCAACGAGAACCUCAUCCCCAUCUACUGCUCCAUCCUGGCCGCCGUGGUGGUGGGCUUCGUGGCCUACAUCGUCUUUAAGAGGUGGAACAGCUGCAAGCAGAACAAGCAGGCGGCUAACAACCGCGCGGCUACAAGCAACCAGAUGGUGACACCGGAGGGAGAGAAGCUGCACAGCGACAGCGGCAUCUCGGUGGACAGCCAGAGUCUGCAGGAGCAGCACCAGCAGGCCCAGGCCGACGUCCAGGCUCAGCUCACACACUCACGCACACAGGAGCAGAUCGUGGUGAGAGUGGAUGGCGGCUCCCAGCCGGACUCGCACCCCCCUGAAGUCUGAGGAGGAGGUGGA